Molecule: messenger RNA, 879 nt
Organism: Diabrotica virgifera virgifera (western corn rootworm)
Lineage: Eukaryota; Metazoa; Arthropoda; Insecta; Coleoptera; Chrysomelidae
Product: glutamate receptor ionotropic, kainate 1-like
Exons: 5
Cellular component (GO): postsynaptic membrane; plasma membrane
Molecular function (GO): signaling receptor activity; ligand-gated monoatomic ion channel activity
Source: RefSeq, a predicted model, not a curated record
AUUACAGCUUGUCGUCAAGUGGAGUUUGGUGUGCAAGCCAUAUUUGGUCCUUCGGAUCCCAUUUUGGGUGCUCAUAUCCAAAGCAUUUGUGAAGCUUUAGAUGUGCCCCAUAUUGAAGCAAGAGUUGACUUCGAACCGACCUCAAAAGAAUUAUCGAUCAACCUGCAUCCUAGCCAAGAGAACAUGAAUAAAGCUUUUAAGGAUCUUAUGGCGUUUUUAAAUUGGACUAAGGUUGCGAUUAUAUACGAAGAAGAUUAUGGUUUAUUCAAACUGCAGGAAUUGGUGAAGUCGCCCGGCGCGGCCCGGACGGAGAUGUACAUCCGGCAAGCGGGCCCUGGAUCUUAUAGGCAGGUCCUGCGGGAAGUCAGACAGAAGGAGCUCUAUAAGCUGAUAGUGGAUACUAAUCCGAGGAAUAUUAAUCAGUUUUUCAGAGCGAUACUCCAAUUACAAAUGAACGACUAUAGAUACCACUACAUGUUCACCACAUUCGAUAUCGAGACGUUCGAUUUGGAAGAUUUCAAGUACAACUCAGUCAACAUAACUGCUUUUCGAAUCGUUGAUGUGGAGCAUCCGAAAGUCAAAGAAACAUUGGAGGUUAUGGAAAAGUUUCAACCAAUUGGCCAUGCAAUUCUCAACAGAAGUGGAGUCAUUCAGGCCGAGCCCGCUCUGAUGUUCGAUUCUGUUUACGUAUUUGCAAAGGGCUUAUCCGGAAUGGAGAAUGGUCAUUCUAUUAGGCCGACGAAUUUAUCCUGUGACAUUGAAAAGCCAUGGGAUGAUGGAUUGACCCUGUAUGAUUACAUCGACUCCGUGGUAAGUUGACAACCGAUAAAAAUGUGUAGAGGAGAUAAAUUGACAAUAUUGACAGUUUGCUCCACCGUG